Oncorhynchus keta (chum salmon) is the source of this 1380-nucleotide messenger RNA. Its product is annotated as zinc finger protein 239-like. The transcript is spliced from 2 exons. The record is from RefSeq and is a predicted model, not a curated record. Lineage: Eukaryota; Metazoa; Chordata; Actinopteri; Salmoniformes; Salmonidae. Bases 34 to 1158 code for a protein of 374 amino acids.
GCAGUUUUUGGAGUGAAAGAGGAAGAGGAGGAGAUGACUGUCACAUCUAAAAUGGAGGAGGAAGAAGAAGAGGAGGAAACUGGAUAUCUGGGCCCGGUUUCCCAAACGCAUCUUAUGUUAUCCAAUGGUUCUAACGGUGAACUUAACCGUAAGAUGGUUUUGAGAAACCGUUCCCUGAUUAACACUAGAGAGAGACAAGACUAUAGUGGAUCCUCUGGGGAGCCUCAACAACAGCAUGAUGCUGAAGAGACAGAGAAGAGUCUCUCCACAUCAGAACACCUCAAACACCAGCAGAGACCCACAGGAAAGAAACCUCACCGCUGCUCUGACUGUGGGAAGAGAUUCACCUCUUCAACAGACCUUAAAAGACAUCAGAGAAUCCAUACAGGAGAGAAACCUUAUAGCUGUGAUUGGUGUGGGAAGAGUUUUACUACAUCUAGCCAGCUGACUAUACACCAGAGAAUACACACAGGAGAGAAACCUUACCACUGUUCUGACUGUGGAACAAGUUUUGUUUCUUCCCAAUAUUUAAAAUCACACAAGAGAACACACACAAUAGCGAAACCUUACCACUGCUCUGACUGUGGAAAAUGUUUUGUUUCAUCACAAUAUUUAAAAUCACACCAGAAAACACACACGGGAGAGAAGCCUUAUAGCUGUGAUCAAUGUGGGAAGAGAUUUAGUCACUCAAGCAACUUGAUGGUACAUUUGAGAACGCACACUGGAGAGAAACCUUAUAGCUGUGAUCAAUGUGGCAAGAGUUUUACUUCAUCUAGUCAGCUGACUAUACACAAGAGAACACACACAGGAGAGAAACCUUACCACUGUUCUGACUGUGGAAAGAGUUUUGUUUCAUCCCAAUAUUUAAAAUCACACCAGAAAACACACAAAGGAGAGAAGCCUUAUAGCUGUGAUCAAUGUGGGAGGAGUUUUACUCACUCAAGCAACAUGAUAUCACACCAGAGAACACACACAGGAGCGAAACCUUGUGGCUGUAAUCAAUGUGGGAAGAGGUUUACUCAGCCAAACAUCCUGAUAGCCCACCAGAGAACACACACAGGAGAGAAACCUUAUAGCUGUGAUCAAUGUGGGAAGAGUUACUCUGGUAAAAGAUCUCUGAUUAAACAUCAGAAAAUACAUAAAGGAGUUGUUUCAUGAUAUCAAUGAAAUAAUGUCACAAUGUAGAAUGUUUUAACAUUGUAGUAGGAGUAUUCUAAUGAUGUCAUAAUGUAGAAUGCUUUAACAUUGUAGUAGGAGUAUUAUGAUGUCAUAAUGUAGAACCCUAAACGUUUGUCCCCUGUUCUGUUGAUUUCAGCAUGAUAUGGAUAUUAGCCUCAUUGAGAAGAGUAGUAUUUAUGUGAUUAACAUUAACACAAAUAA